AUGAGCAGCGGAAAUCCCGAUGAGCAAAUCUGGCAGAGACUGAGCGUGGAUGCGCUAGCGAUUCUAGCCAGCUCAGAGCUGAUCACCAAGGAAUUAAAUGAGGCUGUGCUGGAAGAGAAGACUAUAGAAUACAAUAGCGAUGUCAGAUACACCAUUGGUGGCAAGUUCUUAUCCGAUCACUUGGAAGCCUUCAAUAGCCAGAAUAACGCUCGCAAUCUCAUCAGCCACAAUCACCAGCACGUCAUUGAACCCGAUUAUAACACACCAUUCAAUAGCUACGAAGAUGCUCUAGAUAGGCUACUCCCUUAUCACGUAUAUCAACAGCCAGUUGAAGACACUCACGUCUCCCGACCUUCCACAAGCCUAGGUGAUGAUACCGUCCUCGAUUUUUACGCACGGCGGCAGAAGAUCUACGACAGAUUCAGAAAAGCGAGAGAAUUUGAUGUUAUACACAAGUCUCACUCAAAUUUCCUCCUCAGACAAGUCAAUAGUCACAUAAAAGACGAUAACGUCAGAUUGGCACAACAAAUACGUGAUUUAAAGGGUGUUCCUGGUGUUUCUACCACGAACAGAUCAGCAACAUCCACUCCUGCCCCUUCUACUCCCGCAAACAAUGCUCAGAUUCCACUCACUCUCCCUUAUACCAGACUCGGUCAGCUCAUGUCACUAGGUAUCACUCCUGUACCGAUUGCAAAUGUACAAAAUGGUGAUAGCCCCGCAUGUGUAUUGCACAGCGUAAUUGAGAACAGGGGCAUGGUUCAUUUGGUCGUUAACUUUGGCAGUCUCAAUCCGAGACAACUUAACACUUUAGCGCAGCUAUUGCGAACUUGGGUAUCUGAGAAUGAUCGGAAUGCAGGAAAUAUUGGCGAAAAUAACUCCAGAAACACAAACAAUGAUACCACGUCAAAUGACUGA
Messenger RNA from Wallemia ichthyophaga EXF-994, 915 nucleotides. RefSeq lists its product as uncharacterized. Lineage: Eukaryota; Fungi; Basidiomycota; Wallemiomycetes; Wallemiales; Wallemiaceae. The coding region runs from base 1 to 915 and encodes 304 amino acids. The transcript has 3 exons. The record is from RefSeq and is a predicted model, not a curated record.